Messenger RNA from Botrytis byssoidea, 3264 nucleotides. RefSeq lists its product as uncharacterized. Gene Ontology annotation, molecular function: RNA cap binding. The coding region runs from base 1 to 3264 and encodes 1087 amino acids. The record is from RefSeq and is a predicted model, not a curated record. Gene Ontology annotation, cellular component: cytosol; cytoplasmic stress granule. NCBI's taxonomy places the organism in Eukaryota, Fungi, Ascomycota, Leotiomycetes, Helotiales, Sclerotiniaceae. The transcript is spliced from 2 exons. Gene Ontology annotation, biological process: positive regulation of translation; mRNA stabilization.
AUGUCAUCGGCAACAUCGAAAUCCGAGGGCACCCCUACCCCGCCUACAUUUUCAUAUGCGAUGGCCGCAAAAGGUCGCGUAAUUUCAACUGCAAAUUCCGCUAUGCAAUCAAGCCAGGCAUCAGCUUCUGGUGUCAGCACACCCGCCAAGGAAUCGAAUUCCGUAUCAAAUACACCUUCAGCGUCGGUGAAUGGAGCAGCAGCGUCUGAAAAUGGAGAUCGAAAUACCAAUGGUUCUACCGAAGUUCCAAGUAAGAGCGAUCCGCUAGGAGUUGGAUUAAACACAGAUGCGAACCCAACAUCACAAGUAAGCGCAGGUUCCACUCCAGAAUCGCCAAGUGUGGUUGCUACUUCGAGUGCAACAAUACCAAAGGAGGAGGAGCUCGCUUUGAAUGCAGCUGCGGAUGAUUCUGAGCAAGGAUGGGAGAAAGCUGGGCGAAAUAGAGAAGAAAAGCCUUCUCCGGAGGCGAUCGAGGGCAGAAAGUCUAAAAAGUCCAAGAAGCAAAAGAAGGACGACAAGGAGGCAGAAAAGGAGAAAGAGAAAGAGAAAGAAAAGGAAGAAGUGAAGGUGCCAGAGGUUCCUCUGGUGCCAGCUCCGCCCCCGGCUGUCAACUUUUGGGAGCAGCGCAAAGAGGCACAAGCCGCAAAGACAAAGUCGAGCCCAUCAAUACCUCAAACAGCAAAUUUCUUAGGUGAAACCUCAAGUUCCACUCCAACUCCAAAAGGCAUCGAAUCUAGGCGAAAGGGAAAGGCUUCUGUUGAAGAUGAGAAGGCAUCGCAGACUGGCAAGGAUAUUAUCUCAAAACAAGGCCAAAAGAAAGGCACAGAUAGUCUGACUAAGGGAAAGGAGGAUUCAACCAAACGACCUGCAAGAGGCAGUAGGAGCUCUGAAGAUAAAGAUAGGAGUGCUGGCAGUUCAUUGCCCCCUCCAGUCGAUGACUCUUUGGCAUGGCCAACACCGGAAACUGCACUGGAAGAGGAGAAGCGAAAGCUUCAAGAGGAAGACAAAGUAAAGAAGGAUGAAAACUCCUCCAACAAACCAAGGACGAAGGAGAAGUGGGUCCCAGUACCAUACACUCCAUCGGUCACAUUCAAUACCCCGCUACCUGUUCGAGGUGGUCGAGGACGAGGUGGUGCUCGUGUAGGUCGUGAGGGCGGACGUACCAGUCAUGUACCAAAUGGUACUGCUGCAGAGAAGUUGCCAGGAAGUGCCACUAAGCCUGCCGAGUCUGGCGAAGAACCCGAAAAACGUGGGCUCAGAUCAUCAUCACUUCCACCAAACUCUUCUAAGAGACUUUCAAAUGAAGAUGAAGUCAGUCGUGAUGCACGCAAGCAUACACCAAAUGCCGAGAAAUCAAAGGGUGGUGCCAACAAGAAUGAACCUGUAUCACCAACUGACACUGGGCGAACUUCAAGUUCCCCGCAAACCGAUAAGGGUAAUCAAACUAGUCAAAAAGGACAAGGUGUUGGCGAAGGACAAUUCUCAGCAAGAUCUGGCUUUGGCGACCGCAGAAACGAUGGCUCCGGAAGCUCUGACUUCAAAAAUGGAAGCAAGGAUCAGAGAGCUGAGGGUCGAGCAGAAAGAGGCCGUGGAGGUUAUCGUGGCAGAGGCUCUCACAGUACUUUUGCAAAUGGCCAUGCUUUUGCCAGUGGCCAUAAUGCGAUUCCUCCUUACCAAGGGCGUCAAAACUCAACACCAUACAGCCCCCCACCUCAAGGACCCUUCAGCCACCAAUACGCACAAGCUUCUUCCCGUGGCCGCGGUAGCUCGAGAUCACAAUCUAUUCCAAAUGUUGCCAUGUAUCCAAGAGGUGGCUACACAAAUGGUAAUCAACAGAUGCCAGCUCUUCAAACCAUGUACGACUAUGUACCAAUGCAGACCAUGAGCGCUAUGCCAUACGGUCCUUUUGACGGCCAGUCUGCUACUGUUUUGUCAAUGGUGAAGAUGCAAUUGGAAUAUUAUUUCUCGAUAGACAAUCUUUGCAAAGACGUCUUCUUACGGAAACACAUGGACUCUCAAGGAUUUGUGUUCCUGCACUUUGUGGCCGGGUUCAAGAGAAUCCAGUCUCUUACAUCAGAUAUUGACAUGUUGAGAUACGCUUGUCAACAGUCUACCGAGAUAGAAAUAGUCAAGGGCGAGGAUGGUGUGGAUAGAAUUAGAAGACGCGAUGGUUGGGAUCAGUGGGUCAUGCCAUCUGAGGAAAGAGAAGAGUCAAUGAAGCACAAUGAUGGGCCAACUACACUUAUUCGCGAGAACCAUGGACCACCAAGCCACAUGGGCCAAAUGAUGAUGCCAGGUCAAGAGAUAGGCUCACCAGCCUUCAGCCCCGGUGGAAACGAUUAUAUGAGAUAUGGCAACGGAACCACCCAAGCGCCUUUGGCUAAUGGUAACAAUAACCACUAUCACGAAGAGACACCACUUUCAGCUGCCGUUCCUAACUUUACUCCUGGCCUGUUACCAUUAAACGGAAACACCGUCCCUUCGCCCGAUCCUUUAGCACCAGAAACCACAUUCACCGAUGAACAAAUCGAGGAUCUAAAUCUAGUGUUUGCACAAUCUUCCCGUGAGACGAGCGAUCAAAAACCCGCUAGGCACCCAUACCACAACUCAUCUUCAAGAACUUUCUCCAAUGGUUCAAUUGAUGGUAGGUCUAUUAAUGAGGAGUUGUCCGAAGAACGCCAAGGUCGACCCUUGGUCAAUGGGUCAAAUCCCCAAGAAAGCUCUUUAGAAGGCAACUUGAGGGCAAUGUCUCCCCAUUCAAACUACAGCAAUGCCCCAACAGUCAUGUGGGUCAAGGAUCAAAGACGACAAGCAGCCAUCUCCGAAUCCAACACCAUUGAAAAAUAUGCUAUCUUCCGUGAGAGAGCAACCAGACUCCGAGAAGCCAGUCAGCCUGGUGAGACUCAUAGUGACAUGGAGCUUCUUUACAAGUUCUGGGCCCACUUUUUGUGCAGAAAUUUCAAUCCAGGCAUGUAUUACGAGUUUCGCAAAUUGGCACUUGAGGAUAGCCAUAACAACGCCUCUACCGGAAUGGAGCAAUUGAUUCUUUACUACGAUGAAACCCUUAACAACAAGAAGAAAACUAUCAACGAGGUCUUAGCCGGACAUUAUGUUGAUGUUGUCAAGGGCGACGAUUCUCCAAUCCAGCGAUCCGCAUUUGCGAAACUUCGAACUUCUUUACGCAACGGUGCUCUCGAUUUGAAGAGCCGAAAGAGGAUCGACAAUCUACUGGAUGCUAAGUUGAAGGAACUACUUGAGCAAUAG